This is a messenger RNA of Osmerus eperlanus (European smelt), 2471 nucleotides long. RefSeq names its product Tnf receptor-associated factor 2a (gene traf2a). Gene Ontology annotation, biological process: protein K63-linked ubiquitination; positive regulation of canonical NF-kappaB signal transduction; tumor necrosis factor-mediated signaling pathway. Gene Ontology annotation, cellular component: cytosol; cytoplasmic side of plasma membrane. The record is from RefSeq and is a predicted model, not a curated record. The transcript has 10 exons. Gene Ontology annotation, molecular function: ubiquitin-protein transferase activity; tumor necrosis factor receptor binding; zinc ion binding. Lineage: Eukaryota; Metazoa; Chordata; Actinopteri; Osmeriformes; Osmeridae. Bases 197 to 1897 code for a protein of 566 amino acids.
UAUGGUCAGGAGAUUGCAAUAUUGUGUUUUGUUGAUUGAAAAUAUUGAAAAAAUAAAAUAAUAUUAAGCUCACCAUGCCACUGUAUGUAAGCUGUGGUUGUUGUUUUUUGUUUUAGCUGUGUUGAAUAUAGCAAUAGAGCGCCCCGUUAUUCGUGCAUGUUCGGGGAAUUCGCUUGCUAACUCUGUUGCUUGAAUAAUGGCUGCACAGGAGACAUCCCCACCAUCUUCGUUGGAAGGCAACAAACCAGGGUUCCCCCAAAAAAUAUUGGCAAACAAUCUCGAAGAUAAGCAUUUGUGUAAUUCCUGUCUUAAAAUAUUGAGAAGGCCUUUGCAAGCCCAAUGCGGUCAUCGCUAUUGUUUAUAUUGUUUCAAUAAAAUUGUGAGUUCUGGACCACAGGAAUGCAAUUCUUGCAUAAAGGAAGACUUGUUUGAGGAUCCAACAUCCAUACUCAAGCAAGGCGGUGCUUUUCCAGAUAAUGCAGCUCGCAGAGAAGUAGAGGCCCUGUCAGCUGUUUGUCCAAACGAGGGAUGCACUUGGACAGGCAACAUUAAAGAAUAUGAGCUGAACCAUGAGGGCAAGUGUGACUUCAUGAUCAUCCUCUGUCACUCAUGUAAAGAGCUCAUGAGGUCUAAUGAACUGGAGCGCCACAAUGACCGCGAAUGUCCAGAGAGGACUCUCAACUGCAAGUACUGCAAGGAACCUUUUCAUUUCAAAAACAUAAAGGCUCAUGAUCAAAUUUGUCCAAAGUACCCCAUGAUUUGUGAAGGCUGCGCAAAGAAAAAGAUACCCAGAGAAAAGUACAUGGACCAUAUUAAGUUCUGCAGUAAAUUCAGAGCACCUUGCAGAUUUCAUGUUGUUGGCUGCGAUAUGUCUGUGGAAAAGGAGAAGAUCAACGACCACGAACGUGCAUGUUCUUACGAACACUUGAACAUGCUCUUGCACUUCAUCAUGGGCAUCAAGGUUAGCCUGGAGAGCUUGCAGCCUCAGACUCUAGAGGUGGCCAGUCACAAGCUCCACGAGCUGCACGAGUCUCUAAGGGAACUGGAGUCCAAGCUGGGUGAGCUGAGUGGGGGCAACCCUGUGCAGGGAGCCUGCGCCCCCGCCCUGGGCACCUCAUUUACUCCGCUGCCUAGCGCUGUGGGUGCAGCACUGGAGUUACAGCUUCACAGUGAGAAGACCAAGGUGGCAGAGCUCAGCCGGAGGUGCCAGGAGUUGGAGCUGAAAGUGGGCACCUUUGAGAACAUUGUGUGCGUCCUCAACCGAGAGAUGGAGCGCUCCUGCACCAACAUGGAGGCCUACAAUCGUCAACAUCGCUUGGACCAGGACAAGAUCGAGAUCCUCAACAACAAGGUGCGUCAGCUGGAGAGGACGGUAGGCUUGAGGGACCUAUCCAUCGUGGAGAUGGAGGGGAAGAUGAGGGAGAUGUCCGCAGCCACUUUCGAUGGUAUCUUUGUCUGGAAGAUCUCUGACUUCACUAAGAAGAGACAGGAUGCUGUGGCUGGACGGGCGCCGGCAAUGUUCUCUCCAGCGUUCUACACCAGUAAGUAUGGCUACAAGAUGUGUCUGCGCAUCUACCUGAAUGGAGAUGGGACAGGCCGGAGUAGUCACUUAUCUUUGUUCUUUGUGGUGAUGAGGGGACACAGUGAUGCUCUCCUCAAGUGGCCCUUCAACCAGAAGGUAACCCUUAUGCUAUUGGACCAGAACAACCGAGAACACAUCAUUGAUGCCUUCAGGCCCGACAUCUCCUCGUCCUCCUUCCAGAGGCCGGUCAGUGACAUGAACAUUGCCAGUGGCUGCCCACUUUUCUGCCCACUCUCCAAACUGGACUCCAAAAACUCGUACAUCCGUGAUGACACCAUAUUCAUCAAGGCUAUUGUAGACCUUACUGGGCUGUAAUUGGAAUUUUAGCUGUUACUAUCAAUCAGUGUGGUGUAAGAUUUUCAGAUUUUUUUGCUAUGCCCUGCCAUUCUAGGUAUUUUGUUUAGGUGUGGAUUGUCAUUUAAGAGAACAUCACAAACAGCACUGAACACUAAUCUUGAUAAAGGUUAGUGGUAUGACUAAUGGUGUGCUUCUUAGGAAAUGUGAAGUGUGGUGUUUUUUCUCAAGUUUGUUGGAUAACUGUUUGCUGUGGUAAUUAUGCUACUUUAUCAACUUCUGGCACUUUACCUUUUUAGAUAUUAAACAGAACUAUAAUUAUCUCAUUAUCCUGGUGCUAGGUGCUUGUGUAGCUGUAAUGUUUGGUGCUUGAUAACUAGUGAACCUUUCAGUUGUCUUUAUGCACCUCACAUAGACUUAUGUGAGUCCCAACAAUAUCGGUCAGUGACCACAAGUUUUCCUUUUGGCUAUUAGGCAGCUUGGCUCACUAUUCCAGUAUUGUCAAGAGUAGGCAUUUACUUUUGUUAUAAAGCUUGUGAGAUUUCUAAACAUUAUUGUGUCUCUGAUCUCAAGUCCCGUGUUCAUGAUUGGUACA